AAAAAAAUAGAACGAAAGUAACGAUAUCACACGAAAAGGAAUUUGUAAUAAACUCCUAUUAGAACUGUAAGUACAUGCAAAUUAAAGAAAUGAUUUAUGGCAAUAUAUGUUGUAGUGCAAAUUAAUAAAUCAUAAUAGGCAUUUGCUUACAAUACAAAAAUUCUUGUUAUCUGGAGUCACCGACAAGAAUUUUAAACACCGACAAGAAUUUUAAACACGGGAAUUACAGAAGACACAGUACACUACCAAAAUGGAGAUACAGUUUGUUGGGAAAAGGGCUUUAGUCACCGGAGCCGGGAAAGGAAUCGGGCGGGAAGUUGCUAAGCGUCUUGUAGAGCUUGGUGCUGACACUGUUGCGUUGAGCAGAACACAAUCUGACUUAGACAGCUUGAAAGCUGAAGUACCUGCCAUAACAACUGUUCAAUGUGAUUUGCAAGAUUGGGACAGAACAAGAGAAAUUUUACAGACUGUGGGUGACAUUGAUUUACUUGUAAACAAUGCUGGAGUCAGUAGAAUUGAUAAAUUUUUGGACGUCAAGAAAGAAGACUUGGAUUGGAUGAUAGAUAUCAAUUAUAAAGCAGUCUUUAAUGUCGGUCAGGUGAUAGCAAAAUCCAUGGUAGAGAGAAAGAAAGGUGGCGCUAUUGUGAACAUCUCCAGUGCAGCUUCUCUACAGGGACUAGACGACCAUGCUGUGUAUUGUUCGACAAAAGCUGCUGUUGAUAAACUGACGCAUGUCAUGGCCCUUGAAUUGGGCCAAUACAAGAUCCGUGUAAAUGCAGUAAAUCCAACUGUGGUGCUCACUGAGAUGGGGAAAAUGGCCUGGAGCGACCCAGUAAAGGCGGAUCCUAUGUUAGCAAGAAUUCCUAUCGGGAGGUUUGUCGAAAUGUCAGAAGUAGUUGAUUCCAUUAUGUUUCUUCUGAGUGACAAAGCUACGAUGAUCCACGGAGUUACGUUACCAGUUGAAGGAGGGUUACUUACGACCUAAGGCUUCAAAUUAUUGUAGUGCAUUGUAAUAAAUGACAGUUGAAUUUCGAACAUUAUAGGACCAAUUCCGAUCUGUAUUUGAAAUAAAUCUAUUACAAAUACAUGUAUGUGAUUUUAGCAUAACCAGACUAGAAUUAGGUUAAUUAAUUAAUUAAUUGAUUUCAAAGGUGCACACCUCGAGAUGAAUGUCAAUUAUAAAUGUUUGAUUGAGGAAACAAGCGGUUUAAGCUAACCUGAAUCGCUUUCUCGCAGCAUUGUCCACAGAAAUACGUGUAUCAAAUAAUGUAUUAAAAGUAUUUACUUGUUUAUAAAAUUAUGACAAUAAAAUUUGUUUAUUUCA
Molecule: messenger RNA, 1324 nt
Organism: Ruditapes philippinarum (Manila clam)
Lineage: Eukaryota; Metazoa; Mollusca; Bivalvia; Venerida; Veneridae
Product: L-xylulose reductase-like
Exons: 7
Coding region: 251-985 (244 amino acids)
Biological process (GO): xylulose metabolic process; glucose metabolic process
Molecular function (GO): carbonyl reductase (NADPH) activity; L-xylulose reductase (NADPH) activity
Source: RefSeq, a predicted model, not a curated record